Molecule: messenger RNA, 1146 nt
Organism: Castor canadensis (American beaver)
Lineage: Eukaryota; Metazoa; Chordata; Mammalia; Rodentia; Castoridae
Source: RefSeq, a predicted model, not a curated record
UCACUGGGCUCGUCAGAGACAGAACCACGUGUACCGUGUUGACUGUCAAAGUCUUCUGGAACCCAUUUUCCGGAAGUGGUGAGUUCUGACAGAAGUUCCUGCACGCGAGUUCCCCGACACUGCGAACCCCGAGCCAUGAGCGUUCCCGGAGUGCUGUCCUUUACCCAGCAAGGCUGGGAGCAGGUGUUGGUCAAAGCGAAACGGGCUCUGGUCUACCUGGACGCCGCCUGCGCCGAAAGCCUGCACUGGGGCUGCGGAUCCUCGCGGCUCCUGGAGGCGGUGGGGGGUCCUGCGUGUCACGUGCGGGAGUUCGAGCGCGAUGCAGUUGGUGGUGGAGCUGAGCAGCCCAAGGCGUUGUUCGUGUUGAGCGGCCUGCUGAAAGGCCGGACCGUGGAGAUUCUACGGGACAUUAUCUGCCGCAGUCACUUUCAGUAUUGUGUGGUGGUCUCGGCCGUGAGCCACGCUGUCCACCUCACGGCUAACCACGUGCCAGCGGCUGCAGCGGCCGAGCUGGAAGGGCAGCAGCCGGUGUUCGAGCAGCUGGAGGAGAAGCUGUGUGAGUGGAUGGGCAACCUGAACUACACGGCCGAGGUGCUGUACGUCCCCUUGUUACUCGCCCCUGCUGCUACCCACAUUGCCUUGACUCCAGCCUUUGCUACCCUAUUCCCAUUGCUACCCCAGGAUGUACAUCUCCUUAAUAAUGCCCGUCCGGACAAGAGGAGGCUGGGCAGCCUGGGUGAGGUGGAUGCCACUGUCCUGCCCCCAGAGCUGCUGCUGCAGAUCAGAUGCCUGGUGUCAGGCCUCAGUUCUCUGUGUGAGCAUCUAGGGGUACGGGAGGAGUGUUUUGCUGUGGGUCCCUUCAGUCGGGUUAUCGCUGCAGAUCUGGCUAAUUAUGCUCCUGCCAAGACCAGGAGGAAAACUGCUCCGGGCAGGGCAUCCUUGGUGUUUGUGGACAGAACUCUGGAUCUCACAGGAGCAGUCGGACAUCAUGGGGACAACUUAGUAGAGAAGAUUAUUUCAGUGCUUCCACAGCUUCCAGGCCACACAAAUGAUGUGAUGGUGAACAUGGUAGACCUCACUGCACUCCAUGCUGAGGAGGAGAAUCACAGUGUGGUUGCACCAGGUUGCCUUGCACAAUCCAAGUAA